AUGGCGCGGCUCACAGUGCUAAUAUCAUUUUCGUUCCUGGUCGCCUGCGUCUCCGCAAAUUCACUCAAGUCACCAGAUAAUGAAGAAUUAUACAAGGACCGCGACAAUGCAUAUAAAACAAGUUUGAAAUUGAAAAGGCAAACAUACAAUUUUGGUGCAGGAGGACCCAGCUAUGGGAGUGGACACGGUGGAAAUGGUGGACACGUUGGAAAUAACUACUACGGAAAUGUCAGCAAUAACGGAAGUCCAUCCUCUGUAUAUAAUAUCAACGGUGGUGCUGGUAAUGGAGGUAACAGUUAUGGAGGCGGUCCAGCUGGAGUUGGUGGCUUCAAAAGAGGAAACGCCGGAAAAACCACAAAUUCAAACAACCAAAACGGUUACGGCAUCUCUUUGCUAGGAGGUGUCGCUAAAGGAGUUAGUAAUGAUGCUUAUUAUUCCCAGCCGCCAGCCUAUCCGUACCCUUCCCAGCCGCCAGCCUAUCCGUACCCUGACUUAAAUGCGUAUGGUUACCCCCUAUAUCUGCAAUAG
Messenger RNA from Spodoptera littoralis (African cotton leafworm), 528 nucleotides. The record is from the annotation of a GenBank genome assembly. NCBI's taxonomy places the organism in Eukaryota, Metazoa, Arthropoda, Insecta, Lepidoptera, Noctuidae.